UUUUUGACAUGAUGAAGUGGCUCAUCGUCCUGACAGCCCUCGUGGCUUUCUCUGAAUGCCUUGUUAGGCUUCCCCUAAUCAAGGGAAAGACUGCCAGGCAAGCCCUGAAGGAGAAAGGACUAUGGGAGAAGUACAGGAAGCAGCAUCCAUACAACCCACUGGUUAAGUUCCUCCAGACUGGUACUGAGCCAAUGACCAACGAUGCUGACUUGUCCUACUAUGGUGUGGUCUCCAUUGGCACCCCUCCUCAGUCUUUCAGUGUCAUCUUUGACACCGGCUCCUCCAACCUGUGGGUCCCCUCAGUCGGCUGUUCCAGCCAGGCCUGCCAGAACCACAACAUGUUCAACCCACAGCAGUCAUCCACCUUCCAAUCGAACGGCCAGUCUCUGUCAAUCCAGUAUGGCACUGGCAGCAUGACCGGAUAUCUGGGCAGUGACACUGUUACGGUGGGCGGCAUCUCUGUGGCAAACCAGGUUUUUGGCCUCAGCCAAACAGAGGCUCCUUUUAUGGCUAGCAUGCAGGCUGAUGGCAUCCUGGGAUUGGCCUUCCAGUCCAUUGCCUCUGACAACGUCGUGCCUGUUUUCGACAACAUGAUCCAGCAGGGACUGGUGUCCCAGCCCAUGUUCUCUGUCUACCUGAGCGGCAACAGCGACCAGGGCAGUGAGGUGGUCUUCGGUGGUGUUGACAGCAGCCACUACACAGGACAAAUCACCUGGAUCCCUCUGACCUCUGCCACCUACUGGCAGAUCCAAAUGGACAGUGUUACCAUCAAUGGACAGACUGUGGCCUGCUCUGGUGGCUGCCAGGCCAUUAUUGACACUGGUACCUCCCUCAUCGUUGGCCCAACCAGUGACAUCAGCAACAUGAAUUCCUGGGUUGGAGCCACAACUGACCAGUACGGAGAUGCUACAGUGAACUGCCAGAAUGUCCAGAGCAUGCCUGAUGUCACCUUCACUCUCAAUGGAAACGCCUUCACCAUCCCUGCAACUGCCUACGUCUCUCAGACCUCCUAUGGUUGCAACACUGGCUUUGGCCAGGGUGGCUCUGACCAGCUCUGGAUCCUGGGAGAUGUCUUCAUCAGGCAGUACUACGCUGUUUUUAAUACCCAGGGUCCAUACAUUGGUCUGGCCCCAUCUGCAUAAUCAGUGAAGGCAACUGUGGAUAAUCUAUAAGUGUGUUUUCCCCUGUAAGGGCUUGUCCGAUUGAAGAUUCAAAGCAAAAAAAAUGGGAGAUUGUGGAAAGUAUACAGGUGAAC
Messenger RNA from Micropterus dolomieu (smallmouth bass), 1255 nucleotides. RefSeq names its product pepsin A-like. The coding region runs from base 9 to 1142 and encodes 377 amino acids. Lineage: Eukaryota; Metazoa; Chordata; Actinopteri; Centrarchiformes; Centrarchidae. Gene Ontology annotation, biological process: proteolysis. The transcript has 9 exons. The record is from RefSeq and is a predicted model, not a curated record. Gene Ontology annotation, molecular function: aspartic-type endopeptidase activity.